Exaiptasia diaphana is the source of this 383-nucleotide messenger RNA. Its product is annotated as betaine--homocysteine S-methyltransferase 1-like. Gene Ontology annotation, molecular function: betaine-homocysteine S-methyltransferase activity. NCBI's taxonomy places the organism in Eukaryota, Metazoa, Cnidaria, Anthozoa, Actiniaria, Aiptasiidae. The record is from RefSeq and is a predicted model, not a curated record. The transcript has 3 exons. Bases 73 to 354 code for a protein of 93 amino acids.
AACACGUCUGCGAGGAGAUUAUACAUCUUGUGGAUCGGCUGRCUGAYCAUAGUUUAUACGUUCAUACUUGCUAUGGAUCAAGGAAAAAAGCCUCGUGGUAUCCUUGAACGUCUAGAUGCUGGUGAAGUUGUGAUUGGUGAUGGGGGUUUUGUGUUUGCUUUGGAGAAAAGAGGUUACGUCAAAGCUGGUGUAUAUACUCCUGAAGUUGUGGUCGAAUUCCCUGAAGCAGUUCGACAGCUUCACAUCGAGUUUCUUCGCGCCGGUGCUGACGUCAUGCAGGCAUAUAAUUAUUAUGCCUCUGAAGACAAGUUGAUGAACAGAGGAAACGAAGCUAUUAAACUUGGGGUACGUUGAAUGUUAUAAAAACUUCYUUAGCUGGAGUG